AUGGAGAGAGGAUUACUAGAAGACCUGUGCCAAGGGGCACGAAUCCCAGUAACCAAAGCUGUGCUGGUGGCGGGGUUCCCAGAAGAGAUGGAACCAAAUGAAAUUGAGGAGAGCCUAGAUGCAGCUGAAAUACUGGGGAGGGUAAAGGUCCACACCCGUAUUUACAACCGCAAAGUGAAGGGCAUGGUAGCACUAUGUACUCACUCCAAGGAAGCAGAUCUUGAUAAAGUGCCCAAAGAGGUGCAAGUAGAAGAUAUUCCCUGGACAAUUCUGGGGGCAGAGCAGUCUCCUCCUAGUGUGCCCAUGUCACUUGAGGUGGAUUCUUUAGCGCAGAAAUUGCAAGCUCUGAUGGUGGAUGAGAAGCGGACAAGAGAAGAAUUAAUUUUGGCAUUAGAAGGGACUCCAACACCUGCAGCACCCAGCCUGGUGGGAUGGGCCAAAGAGCUGGGAAACACUCUCAAAGAUGCAUUGAGGCCGGUAUAUGAAAGUGCUCCAUACAAGCAGUUACGUUCAUUCUCGGGGGUGUCACCAGUACCCCCAGGGGAGGAGGAUUACGAGACCUGGAGGGAUUUUACGGUGCCACUUGUCCAAGAGUGGGAAUGCUCUGAUGCUGAGAAGCAGAAACGUGUGCUUGAGAGUCUGAGGGGACCUGCCAUGCGAAUUAUCCGAGCCCUGAAAGACUCCCAACCAGCUGCCACAGUGCAAGACUAUUUAACCUCUCUUGAGAGUGUCUACGGUACUACUAAUAGCAGUGAAGACCUGUAUUAUCGGUUCCGCCAUACCUAUCAGGAGCCCCAAGAACAAUUGUCGGAUUUCAUCAGGAGACUAGAGGAUUUGCUACAGCAGGUAGUGCAGAAGGAGGGCAUCACCACCAAGGGCAUUGAUUUCACUAGGUUGGACCAAAUCCUUCGGCGCCAGUGA
Molecule: messenger RNA, 921 nt
Organism: Terrapene triunguis (Three-toed box turtle)
Lineage: Eukaryota; Metazoa; Chordata; Testudines; Emydidae
Product: paraneoplastic antigen Ma1 homolog
Exons: 1
Coding region: 1-921 (306 amino acids)
Source: RefSeq, a predicted model, not a curated record